AUGCGGAGCGACGUAGCGACGGAGAUGACGCAGCGCAGUGGCGCGGAGGGCCGGCCGUGGUCCGGGGCGCUCGCGGACGGGGGCGCGGGCGCGGGGCGGCACGCGCCGGGGGCGUUCUACGACGAGCACUUCGACGCGGACGAGGGCACGGCGCUCCAGGCCCGCGCGCCCGCGCGGAACACCAAGGGCUUGCUAGUGCGGGUGUUUUCCGCGGUCCUCAUACUGGGCGCGGGCGUCGCAGCGGGCCUGGCUAUCGGGCGCGCCCGCUGGGGCCCGUCAGGCCCGUCCCCGGGCGACGACGUCGCGAGGUUCUUCGUCGUGGGGGACUGGGGGCGCCGCGGGCAGUUCAACCAGACCGAGGUCGCGCAAAUGAUGGACCACGUCGCGGCCACGUUCCGCCCCGAAUUCGUCCUCGGCACCGGCGACAACUUCUACGAGGCGGGUCUGACAGCGACGGAGGACCCCGCCUUCGUCGAGUCGUUCGUCAACGUGUACAGCGGGCCCCACAUCAAACAGCUCCCGUGGCACAACGUGCUCGGAAACCACGACUACGCCGGCAUCGGGCCGGACUGCAGCUACGUGAACGACACGUGCCGCCCAGGCUGCUGUUACAGCGCCGUCCACCAGCUCAGCCCGCGCCUGCGCGACCCCGCUCUCGACCCCGCGCGCCGCUGGCACUGCGCGCGCGCGUUCAAGCUGUCCGUGGGCGCCGGGGCGCGCCGCGUCGACAUCUUCGGGUACGACUCGAACCCCUUCAUGGAGGAGGAGUACUCGAACAAGACGUGGUGGGACACGGGCCCGGGCAGCCUCGUCGACCAGUCGUGGGAGGCCAACCUCGCGGAGCUGGACUCGGCGCUGGAGCUGUCGGACGCGGCGUGGAAGAUCGUGGCCGGGCACCACCCCGUGCACACGUGUCCGUCGGCGGGCGCGCCGCACAACGACGGGCCGUACGUGACGGAGCGCGUGGCGCCGGUGCUGCGGGCGCGCGGGGUGCAGGCGUACUUCAACGGGCACGACCACAACCUGCAGGCCUGGCGGGCGGACGGCGGCGUGUACUACAUGACGUCGGGGGCGGGGUCGGAGACGCGCCCGGGGUGGCAGGACGAGGCGGCGUGUCGCGACAGCGGCGCGUUCUUUCUGUACGACGCCAGCGGGUUCAUGGCCGUCAGAGUGAGAGAGGAGGAGAUGGUCGUGGAGGCGUACGGCAUCGAGUCCACGGAGCCCCUGCACACGUUCUCUAUCCCGCGGGUGCGCGAGGAGUGA
This is a messenger RNA of Pedinophyceae sp. YPF-701, 1263 nucleotides long. NCBI's taxonomy places the organism in Eukaryota, Viridiplantae, Chlorophyta, Pedinophyceae. The record is from the annotation of a GenBank genome assembly.